AUGACAGGCGGUCACAGUCAUGCAAACCAGCCCAUCAACAUCGUGAACUCAAACUACUUCCGUUACGGCACUUCGGUGUACCAAAAGCUGUACAACGGCGAAAGCGAUUGUUCGACGCAAAACUCAGCAAAUGAGCUGAAUGAGACAACGCCUCCGGCAGGUUCCGGGACCAGCGCUGACAGCGAUAACACAACAUCAAAGUUCAAGCGCAAGUAUAGAUCGCUUCUGCAGAACUAUGGUGGUAAUCCGUCCUCCAAGGCCAAGCGUUUUAUCGGCAAGCUUCAUGACCACGGGUCCAGCGACUCGUUCUCACUCUUCUCGCUGAGAAGCACACAUUCGAACAGGAACCUGCCUUCGGGCCACUCCAAAUCUGCUCUGCCUGGGGGCCCGCAGCACGAAGCCAUCUCUGAAGAGGCCCGUCCUUUUGCCGAUAUUAAAUCGCUACCCGUGGAGAUUUUGGCUCUUGUAAUAAGAAACUUUUUGAAGAAUGCGUGCUACGAGGACGCCAGAACACUGGUUCGCUGCUUGUAUGUGAGCAGGGACUUCUACGAGGCUACCAAGGUCGUGCUCUAUGAGGCGCCGGGCUUCACGUCGACCUACCGCGUUGCCCAGUUCGUGACUUGCUUGCGAGUUCACCCCCAGAAUGGACUGCUAGUGCGGCAUUUAGAUUUGUCGAUGCUCAAAAACGGAGUAAUAGAGGACCAGUCUGGAAGCUUCGAUGACGACGAGCACAGUGUUGGAGAGACGCGUAUACCAGUGCGUAGGAGAAGCACAGCAGACAGCGUUCUGGAGGAAGGAGACGAGGAAGACGACGAAAACGAAAGAAACAGCAACCGUGCCAACGGGGAGCUGGAGCGCGCGACCACGCCGGUGGCUGAUGACCUCCCCGAUAUAGCAUGGGCUGGCUGGCGCGACUGGAGGUACAGAUUUGAUCCUCUCUAUGGCAACCAGCUGCUCUCGUGCUGCAGAACGUUGAAGAGGGUAAGUUCGAGAUCCUCUUCGAUACACUCCAACGGCACAACUGGUACCGGCUCGGCCUCGGGAUAUGGCUUGCGCCGAUCGCACAGGUCCAACAGCUCGGUGAGCUCUUUCACCAGUAGCAUCAUGUCCUCUAUCUACAACUCAUCCUCACUGUCAUCGCUCAACCUGCUGUCGACACAUGAUCCCGUAUGCGCAGACGGAUCCAGUAGCUGGUUCAACAAGUUAUUCAGCGGCAAGCGCACACCGAAGCAGAAGUACCAAAAUUAUGUGAAAGCCAGGGUUAAGAAGAGCGAAAGCUCCGAGGCCGUGGCCACACCUCAAGACGAGAACGCCAAAACGUGCGUCAAGUUCUCGGUGCAAGCAAUUACAAAAAACCAGCCGUACCACGAGCGCCAUCCCUUGACAAACAAAUACUUGCUAAAAUUCGCGCUGUCAAAGGAUUUGCCAUUGGGUUAUAUUUUCCAUCUCGUUCGCCUCUGCCCCAAUAUGACUCUUUUAAAUUUGGCGAACCUCAACAUUUCUUCUGACUUUGAGGUACAGUUGCGAAAGGACCCAAGCGAGAUCCGCACAACUUCACUUUUGCCUAAUGUCCAGGAGAUUAUAUCAGAUGAAGAUGCGUUUAUAGGCAGAAACCUGGAGGUCAUUUACCUCACAGACUCGAGUAAAGGUUAUUCCUACUAUGAGGGCACCGUAGGAAACCCUAGGAAAAGGUUAGAAGAUUUGCAUUUCGGGUCACCUUACUCAAUGACCGGAGAGUCUUGGAUCUCUUCAAACUAUCCGCCUCCGAUCGAUGAGCGAACAAAAUUCAGGGGCCAAAGAAACCGUCACAAUAUGCAAAAUAACUUUAGCUUGGUUAAGUUGGAGGUCCGAAGCUUGUUUGCUUUGAUUCACGGGUCAUUACCCAGAUUGGAAAAGUUGUUCCUUGACAAUGUUGUUUGGUGUAGCCAAAUGGAUGUCAAAGGCUUUGUGUUCUCGUGUUUUCCACAGAAACCUGCUUUACACGUUAGUUUCAUCCACGCCGGAAUGAGCAGGAACAUGAACUGGGCUUCCAGUGGUUCGAUUCAUGACUUCGUGGCAAUUUUGAUCCUCGGUGAAAUCAUGGAUCGCGACGACCUCUUCUUGGAAGAUCUGUUUAACGUUCGCACAGACAGGUACAAUUACGGAGGUCUAUCGCACGACAACCGUCUUGUGGGUCGUUCCAACAUCUUAACCGUGACGACUUAUGCGGGUGAAGAAUUAAAAUGUGUUUUGCAAAUCCGCCGCAGUUCCAUAAUGGCAGUGAAGACCAUUUUGGACCGCGACAACAACAUUUUGUGCAACGUUAACCUGAACAGCCUAGCACAAGUAUCUAAUCCAAGCACCAUUCGGAUCAGAGACCUUACUCAGCAUUUAACUGAGAGGCUCGAAGAUUUGCGUGCCGCUGACUUGAGAAGACAUAUAGGAGAGAACCAGUAUGCCAUUCACUAA
Molecule: messenger RNA, 2448 nt
Organism: Lachancea thermotolerans CBS 6340
Lineage: Eukaryota; Fungi; Ascomycota; Saccharomycetes; Saccharomycetales; Saccharomycetaceae
Gene: COS111
Product: Cos111p
Exons: 1
Coding region: 1-2448 (815 amino acids)
Source: RefSeq, a predicted model, not a curated record